AUGGACCAUACUAGCGCCAUCUCCGGUCGGACUUCAGCCAAGGCAUCAUCAAAAAAAGAUGAGAGUGCCGCGUUCCGAUCAUCGAAUACGCAUGUGAGGAAGCUGAUCACAUUCUUCCUUGCAUGGAAGUCGGUCCUCUUACUCGUAGCCCUAGCCAGCCCAGGACCGGGGUACGAUACUUCCACUCAGCUGUUCUUGCAACGCAGCGGAUCCAUUCGCUCGCCUUCGUCAUUCACGUCUUCGAUUGAACAUCUCGCCUCGAAACUGACGCGAUGGGACGCGAUUUACUUCGUCAGCUCUUCCUCGCAAGGCCAAAUCUUUGAGCAAGAAUGGGCGUUUAGUGGAGUAUUCGCCCAAUUGACUGCUGCUUUGACCACAGUCUUUCCUUCCAAUGUCUGCACUUCUGCGAUUGCAUGCCACGCUCUAUCCGGCAUCAUUAUCUCUCACAUCUCCCACUUGUUGGCUGUCCUCUGUCUUUACAAGCUCACUUUCGAGAUUCUCUCCAUCAGGAAUGGAGAAAUAGCUUUCACAGCGGCAUUUCUGCACAUCAUCUCGCCCGCUGGACUUUUCUUGUCGGCGCCAUAUGGGGAGAGUACUUUUGCAGCAGCGCAUUUCGCUGGACAGCUCUGCUAUGUUCUCGCCAGGAAGAACGUCACUGCGACUCCCGCCGGAGCUUUCCUCCUUCUCCUUCUCAGCGGCGUCUUGAUCGGCUUCGCCACCACGAUCCGCAGUAAUGGUCUCUUGACUGGCAGUAUCUUCUUCUGGGAUGCCAUCUCAUUCAUCCCUCAACUGCGCGACAUUAUAACUCGCCGGAACUUCCGGGCGCUCACCUUUUACGCGGGAAUUGUCGCUGCCGGAAUUUUGAUCGGAGCAGGCUACAUCAUCCCUCAAGCACUCGCCUAUCAAGAAUUCUGCACAGCAGACAACAUACGACCUUGGUGCGAGAAGGGAUUGCCGAGUAUCUAUACCUUCGUGCAGGAACGCUACUGGAAUGUGGGAUUUCUUCGCUACUGGACGGUAUCGAACAUUCCGCUGUUUCUGCUUGCGACACCUAUGCUUCUUAUGUUGGGGCUUACAGCACUUGAUGCGCUACGAGACUGGAUGGUAGAAGGAGAGAAGGAGAGGGAGUUUGAGAGGGGUAUGUUAGGAAGACUAGCCUUGCCGCAGAUCAUUCUGACGGGUCUCGCAAUUACCAGCUUCCACACGCAGAUUGUGAAUCGAGUGUCGAGCGGGUAUGCAGGGUGGUAUAUUGCUGUGGCUCUUGCGCUGCAUGAAGAAGGCAAUGCUAUGCUGAAAGGAAAAGGUCAAUGGAUUGUCAGAGCCAUGGUGGUCUACGCUGUGGUUCAGGGAGGAUUGUAUGCGAGUUUCAUGCCGCCCGCAUGA
Messenger RNA from Ramularia collo-cygni, 1383 nucleotides. RefSeq names its product related to GPI mannosyltransferase 2. Gene Ontology annotation, biological process: GPI anchor biosynthetic process. The record is from RefSeq and is a predicted model, not a curated record. The coding region runs from base 1 to 1383 and encodes 460 amino acids. The transcript has 2 exons. Lineage: Eukaryota; Fungi; Ascomycota; Dothideomycetes; Mycosphaerellales; Mycosphaerellaceae. Gene Ontology annotation, cellular component: endoplasmic reticulum membrane; mannosyltransferase complex. Gene Ontology annotation, molecular function: alpha-1,6-mannosyltransferase activity; GPI mannosyltransferase activity.